UGCAAAUGAGAUUCUACAUGAUCUUUUCAGAGUAGAAGACGGCGAGAACAAGCUACUUAUGUUCAAGAAUCUAGGAAUUUUGAGUUUCUCUCAUAAAGCAUGGAAUCAAUUCAAACACAUAGAGUUAGCCCAUUUCGUUCAUGGCAUUGCCAUUGUCAAUCCUAGGUUUGAUUCGAACCGACUACUUAAUGAAUUGUCCAAAUCGAGUCGAAUCGGUGAAGCCCGUAAAAUGUUUGAUAAAAUGUCUGAUAGGGACGAGUUUAGUUGGAACACGAUGAUUGCUGCUUAUGCGAAUUCAGGAAUGCUAGCUGAAGCUAGAAAACUUUUUGAUGAGACUCCCAAUAGAAGUUCUAUUGCUUGGUCUUCUCUUAUAUCAGGGUAUUCUCGAUAUGGUUGCGAAAUGGAAGCUUUUGAAUUGUUUAGAGAAAUGCAUUCGGAGGGACAAAAUUUGAGCCAGUAUGCGUUGGGCAGUGUUCUGAGGGGAUGUUCACUAUCGGGUUCGCUCCAGAGAGGUGAAAACAUUCAUGGUUAUGUGAUCAAGACUGGAUUUGACUUCAAUGUUUUUGUUGUUACUGGUCUUGUUGACAUGUACGCAAAGUGCAAGUGCAUUUUGGAAGCUGAGUAUCUCUUUGAGACAACGCCUGACAGGAGAAAUCAUGUGUUAUGGACUGCUAUGCUUACUGGGUACUCUCAAAAUGGACAUGGCUUUAAGGCAAUUGAGUGUUUCCGAGACAUGAGAGCAGAAGGGGUUGAGUCCAAUCAGUUUACCUUUCCUAGCAUUUUGACAGCAUGUGCGGUGGUUUCAGCAUGUAAUUUUGGGGCUCAGGUGCAUAGGUGCAUAAUUAGGAGUGGUUUUGGGGCUAAUGUGUUUGUCCAAAGUGCAUUGGUUGAUAUGUAUGCAAAAUGUGGAGACUUGAAUAGUGCAAGGAGGGCGUUAGAGACUAUGGAAACUGAUGACGUGAUUUCUUGGAACUCGAUGAUAGUUGGGUGUGUGAGGCACGGAUUUGAAGAGGAAGCUUGGUCCUUAUUUAAGAAGAUGCAUGCAAAAGAUAUGAAGAUUAAUGAUUUUACAUACCCUUCGGUACUAAACUCUUUUGCCUCCACGAUGGAUCUGAAAAACGCAAAAUCUGUCCACUGUUUGAUUGUCAAGACUGGAUUUGAGGGUUAUAAGCUUGUGAGCAAUGCUCUCGUUGACAUGUAUGCAAAACAAGGAAACUUAGAUUGUGCAUUUAAGGUGUUCAAUCAGAUGAUAGACAAGGAUGUGAUCUCAUGGACCUCCCUAGUCACAGGAUAUGCUCACAAUGGCUCUCAUGGAGAAGCUAUUAAGUUGUUUUGUGAUAUGAGAACUACAGGAAUUUGUCUGGACCAAUUUGUGAUUGCCAGCGUUUUGAGUGCCUGUUCAGAGUUUACAGUCUUAGAAUUUGGGCAACAAGUUCAUGCAAACUUCGUUAAAUCUGGCCUUCAAUCAUCUUUGUCCGUAGAUAAUUCCCUUGUCACAAUGUAUGCAAAAUGUGGGUGUAUAGAAGAUGCCAAUAGGAUCUUCAACUCGAUGCGAGUUCGGGAUGUGAUUACUUGGACAGCUUUAAUAGUCGGUUAUGCACAGAAUGGUAAAGGAAAGGACUCCAUACAAUUUUAUGAUCAGAUGAUAGCAAGCGGCACAAAGCCAGACUUCAUUACUUUUAUUGGCUUACUAUUUGCUUGCAGCCAUGCUGGUCUUGAAGAAGAUGGUCGCCGGUUUUUUGAAUCGAUGAGUCAGGUCUAUGGAAUAAAGCCAGGUCCUGAACACUAUGCCUGUAUGAUUGACCUCUUGGGGCGCUCAGGAAAAAUUAAUGAGGCUAACGAAUUACUGAAUAAAAUGGAUGUUAAACCAGAUGCAACAGUAUGGAAGGCACUACUAGCUGCAUGUAGAGUACAUGGGAAUUUAGAGCUGGGAGAGAUAGCAGCAAACAACCUUUUUGAAUUAGAACCCUUGAAUGCUAUGCCUUACGUUCUAUUAUCUAACAUGUAUUCUGCAGCAAACAGAUGGGAAGAUGCUGCAAGAAUUCGAAGAUCGAUGAAAUCAAUGGGAAUCAGUAAGGAGCCUGGUUGCAGUUGGAUUGAGAUGAACAGCCAUGUGCAUAAAUUUAUGUCUGAUGAUAGAGGCCAUCCAAGGACAUCUGAGAUCUAUUCCAAGAUAGAUGAGAUUAUGAUAUUAAUCAAGGAAGCUGGUUACGUGCCAGACAUGAAUUUUGCACUUCAUGACAUGGAUGAAGAGGGUAAGAAGCUUGCUCUAGCUUAUCACAGUGAGAAGUUGGCCGUUGCUUUUGGGCUUCUCACUGUGCCACCAGGAGUACCAAUUCGCAUUUUUAAGAAUCUUCGAGUUUGCGGAGAUUGCCAUACUGCUAUGAAAUAUAUAUCAACAGUAUUUCUUCGGCACGUUAUUUUGAGGGAUUCAAACUGUUUUCAUCAUUUUAGAGACGGAAUUUGUUCUUGUGGGGACUAUUGGUAGGAAUUUCAUCCCAAAUCUUGCUCCUAUCCAGUUUCCCAUGAGGAGUAUGUGCUGAAAUGACUGGCUCUUGGUGUUUUCACUACAGAAUUUUUCCUGAAACAUCACUUUCAAGGCAAAUCUGAAAGUUCUGGAACCCGGGGGAGAGUAUGCAGACUGUGUCUUAUGACACUCAGGCGAAACCCUUAUUUGGCAAGUAAUAUGAAUCUCGAAUCUCCCAGCCUUGAUACUCAAAUGACAUGAAUUAUCUCAAACCUGACCACUUCGACAACCAUAAGCAAUUUAUAUGUGGUCCCUAGUUUGUCACUUUGAACUCUCUUGUACAGAAAAAAGGAAACAUUAGGCAAGCUAUAUUUUACUCUUUAUGGUAAAAUCUUUGUUCAUCUUGCCUUGUGUUUGGAAAAUGCCAUCCUGCCGCUGUGAGAAUUGUUGCAUUGCAUUUUGCUGUUAAGGAUAAAUAGAGUAUGCGCUUUGACUCCCCCAAUGCAGGCCUUUUCAUGCCAAUUCCAUGUAACUUGACUGCAAAAUAUAAUGCAUAAUGCUUUUUUUGUUUUA
Corylus avellana is the source of this 3040-nucleotide messenger RNA. Its product is annotated as Tetratricopeptide repeat (TPR)-like superfamily protein. Lineage: Eukaryota; Viridiplantae; Streptophyta; Magnoliopsida; Fagales; Betulaceae. Gene Ontology annotation, biological process: RNA modification. Gene Ontology annotation, molecular function: RNA binding; protein binding; zinc ion binding. The record is from RefSeq and is a predicted model, not a curated record.